This is a messenger RNA of Fopius arisanus, 3804 nucleotides long. RefSeq names its product Bub3 interacting GLEBS and Zinc finger domain protein (gene BuGZ). Gene Ontology annotation, cellular component: nucleus. The coding region runs from base 230 to 1675 and encodes 481 amino acids. The record is from RefSeq and is a predicted model, not a curated record. Gene Ontology annotation, molecular function: DNA binding. The transcript has 4 exons. Lineage: Eukaryota; Metazoa; Arthropoda; Insecta; Hymenoptera; Braconidae.
GCUGGCAACACUGCUGCAUGCUAAUUACAGUACAGUACAAUUGCAGUACAGUUCGGUAUGGUAAUGUGCGUUCCAUCUCUCAGUGAUUCCGUCAAUUCUCAGUAAUUCUAAAAAAAACCAAUAAACAUUGGAAUAAUCAUCGAUAAUUAAAGUACUAACUCGUGCUCACCACGAGCUCGAGCUGCUCAACCUUUUUUUUUUCGGUACUGUUGAAGGAUAAUUAGUAAUAAUGGGGCGUAAGAAGAAGAAGCAGUCUAGGCCCUGGUGCUGGUAUUGCAACAGAGAAUUCGACGAUGAGAAAAUUCUCAUUCAGCAUCAGAAGGCGAAACACUUCAAGUGUCACAUUUGUCAUAAAAAAUUGUACACAGGUCCUGGGCUCAGUAUACACUGUAUGCAGGUACACAAGGAGGCGAUAGAUAAAGUACCAAAUUCGUUGCCAAAUCGUAGCAAUAUAGAGAUAGAAAUAUAUGGAAUGGAGGGAAUUCCACCGAACGAUGCGAAAGAGCACGAGAAGCAGAGGAACGGUGGUCGGCCAGGUUCGCCAUCAUCUGGUGAGGAUGAGCCAGCGCUAAAAAAAUCUAAACCGGAGGGUCUGUUGGGAUCAGCUCCUGGUGCAGUGCCAACAGCAUCUGGAAUGAUACCUGGAGUUAUGCCAGGAAUGCAGGGUCAUCCAGGUAUACCCAUGGGCCAUCAAUUUCCACCUGGAAUGCAUAUGAUGGGACAUUUGGGACACGUUGCACCGCCAUUUAUGCCACCAGGAAUGAUGCAGGGUAUGGGGAUGCCUCCAGUGUCAGGUGCAUCAAUGCCUCCAAGACCUUUAUUUCCAGCUGUCUCGACAGCCAUGUCGUCAGCCGGUAAUGUGACGUCUCUUGGUACCACUGUGACGUCGAUAGCUGGUGGUUCAAUAGGUCCAAUAAAACCAACAUUUCCAGCUUAUGGAGGUGACAGUAGUGCAACAAGCAAUACCACCAGUGGCAGUGGAAGUGUAAGUGCCAGUGGUAGCAUUCCCACCGGUGAUGCAGGUGGUAAAGUCAAUUUGAUAGCAACAACUGGUGCUGCCAGCAAGAUUAUUCAUCCACAAGAGGAUCUCAGUCUCGAGGAGAUGAGAGCGAGAUUACCCAAGUAUCAAAGAAAACAGACAGAGGAUUCUGGUAGAAGAUCACACGAUGGACAGAAUCACCAGUCUGUCCAUCAGCAGGCACAACAAAGUCUUCAGCAGCAACAAAAUAAUCAGCAACACCAGCACCAACAACAGCACUCACACCAGCAGCAGCAUCAGCAUCAGCAACAACAGGCAGCUGCUGUGGCAAGUGCCCAGGCUGCCUUUCAGGAUCAACAGCAGCGUCAGCAUGCAGCACUCACUGCACUUCAGCAACAGCAGCAGCAACAGCAGCCACAGAGAUUCCAAAGGCCACCUCAGAUGAUGGUGCCAGCGUCAGCUGCCAUUCCGGUGUCCUCGGUUGCUCUUAUGGCACCUCUCAUGAGACCAACUAUGACCCUCGCUGCACCUGCACUCAUUCACGGAGGUAACAUGAUGAGACCGCCCCCCAUGGGCCUGCCACCAGGAAUGAUCGGUGCAUUGCCACCGGGUGCAAUGCAUCCAGCAUUCGCUGCGCCAAUGGGUUUUCCUGGUGCACCAAUGCUAGCACCAAUGAUGCAUCCUCGCUUCAGAUGAUCGCCUCCGAUGGACGGGCCCAAUCCACCGCUGCACUUCGUGCUGUGGGCCCGGCCUUAGCCCCAUCACGCUGAAACUCCCCCUGACUAAAACAAAAAAUCAAGAUUAUUUAACAAAAUGUCUCAAGAGGAUUUAAAUUCACUGAAAAGUUAGCAGAAAAAUAUUUGUUUUUUUUUUCAUUAAUAAUUUUAAUUCAUUGAUUGAUUAAUUAAUAUCUCACUAAUUAAUAUCUUGGAACCUACGGGAGAUAGUGAGAAGGGUAAAAUGAGGGAUGGUUAACACUAAAAAUUAUGAAAACAAAAAGGAAAAAAGGGGGAAAAAAUGAAAAAAAAAUUAAUGAGAAAGGCCCUCACGAAUUUCUCUAUCUCUCUUAGAUCCACCAAAAUAUUAACGACAAAAGGGCGGAUUUCAUCAGUACUCAAUGAAUUUUUAUCGAAUAAUCGAUCUGUUUUCUUAUUAAUUAAUUAAUCAAUUUAGCGUAAGUGAUGAAUUAAGCCUGGAAAUCAUUUCCCGUGGUUAAUGACACGAAUGAAAUUCUUUCUAGGCUGUCGAUAAUCCACUGGGGUGUCCUCGUGGUGAGACAAAAUGCGCCCAGACAGGUGGCAACUUUACGCUGCUACUAUUUCAAUGAUCAAUGAUUUAUUUAUGUCGAUUAUUCGAUUAUUAAUCGUCGAAUCGCCAGCCUCACUAUUUGUGUAUUUAAUGGGAGUGGGUCGAUGAAUAUUAGCAGCAGCGUGGAGAUGGGCUGCCUCAGGUUAGUCAGUGGUAAUUUUUAUUUUUGGUUUCAUGAUUAUUUAUCUCAAAGAUUAAUUAAAUCAUCCAGACAAUUUAUGAGGAUGACUCAAUGAAGCAAAUUCGCACAAUUUAUUUCCAUUGGAAGAAAUUAUUAUUUCAAUUAUUACAAUCCAUUUUAUAAAAUCAAUAUAUUGUUUUUCGACAGUCUUCAUUUUGUAGAAAUGUUUAUUGAGGGAAUUAUUGUGUUAUCAAUUGUUGAUUUGAAUGAUUUUUGGGAUAAAUAAUUCUGUCACCUUAUUUUGUACAAGUACUGCUGAAUUGAUUCGCACAGAUGAUCCACAGCUACCUAAACAAUAAAAAGCCACCAACAAUGAAAGAAUGAAAAAUAAAGACAAUGUUAUCAACUUUGCGAAUCAAUUGGGAUGAUUUCCUUGCAAGGAACAUUAUGAGUGGUAAGUACUGAGGGUACUCACAAAUUUUAAAGAGCGAUGUCAACAUAUGAGGAUUUUAACUAAUAACUCGUGUACCACAUCAAUUAUUCGUCUAAUUGAUCGCUCGUUCCAUCUGUAUUCGAUAAUUUCUCAAUAAUUUCGUCGUUCAAAGGAUAAAAUCGUCAGACUUGGCUCGCUUCAAAUAAAAUACUCCAUUUGUUUCUAAAAUUAAACAUGUUUUAUUUACUUGGGAGGUAAUAAGUCACAUUAUUAAAACCUCGUCGAGUUUUAUUUCAUUAUUAUUAAAAUUAUGUUGCAAAUCAGUUUAACAUGACGAUUCUCGAAAAAAAAAAACAACUUGAUAUCGAUCCAUAAUACAAGAUUAAAAACACUAAAUCCUCAGCUUCGCUUACUUCUCGUCUCUACUCUUAAUUAUCUCUCAUUUUCUUUUUCAAGUGAAUAAUAAGUGGAGUUUAUGCGAUGAAUAUGGAGGAAAUGUUAAUGAAAAUUGAAAAAAAAGGUUGAGUGCGAAAGAAUUAAUAAACACCAAUAAUCGUGCUGUGAACACGUGUACGUAUCAAAAACUACGCAUUGUUAAUUAUUUAAUUUUCUGGAGAUUGUCUUUCUGAAUUAAUUAUCAAUAUUGAUAACUUGAGUAAUUAACCGUUGAUUUAUUUAUUCAUGACACCGAAAUAAAUUAUUCAAACACGUGAAUUUAUCACAAGAAGUCUUAAAAGAAAUGAUCAAUUAUUCGGCAGGACAAUCCCAUGAAAAAUCUGAACAUGUAGAAAAUUCUCUUACUAUUUCAUUGAGUGUCAUAAAUAUCAAAAUACUUUUAUUUUUAAUUUUUUUCCUCUUGAUUCUGGGAUUAAGGAAUUCUGUGAAAAUAUUCUACAGGCCGUAUGAAAUGAAUAUCAGGCGAUAGUCUGCAAUUUUGGGAUGAGUCGACUGGAAUUAUAAAAA